This is a messenger RNA of Peniophora sp. CBMAI 1063, 831 nucleotides long. The record is from the annotation of a GenBank genome assembly. Lineage: Eukaryota; Fungi; Basidiomycota; Agaricomycetes; Russulales; Peniophoraceae.
AUGUCGUCCAGUCUGCGCCCUCUCCAGCAUGCGUCUCGCACCCUGAAAAGGCGCCUCAACGCGCCGGCAAAUUCCGGCUCUGUUUCCGCUUUCGCUGGCGCACGAAGGCGGUAUGCUGCCGCGGCUUUCGCGCGGGCACCGGUGGUAGAGGAGGUGCACGAGGAGGAGACGAGGACACGGCCGUAUGCGGACGAGGGCUUUACGACGAAAUAUCAGCGCGCGACGCCGCCGGCUGAGGCUGGUGCACGGCUGGCCACGCAUUUGAACGAGACGUUCAAGCCGCUACAAUUUCCGCCUGAGCUUGCUGCGCGCAUGCUCACCCAUGUCAGUCAUCGUGACGCGGUGAACGGCCACAACGGCAGACUCGCAUUCCUCGGUCGACGCAUCACCGAGAGCUACCUACUCUUCUGGUUACACUCUUUACCACCAGACCUCAGCGAACGCUACGACCACGACCGCACAUGUGCACGUGUCCUGAAUACAUAUACGCUCGGCGAGCUGGUCGCGCCGAAAUGGGGAAUCAGUAGCCGUAUGCGGUGGUCUUCGCCACAAGUCGAGGUGAAGGAGGGCGAGGAGCCGAGCAACGCAGCUCAGGUCGGCCUGUACAAAGUCGGAGGAAUGGGCGUCGAAGCAGUAAUGGGAGGAAUCUACCACCAAUUCGGCGGUUCCAUCGCACACCGUGUCUUCCAAACACGACUGCUUCCACACCUGAUACAGCCCAAACGCCCGAUGGGUUUACCGGACACGCUCGUCGACGCUGCGCGGGAAUCUAUACAGAGGAUGGGCGGUCCUCAGGGUCCUCUCAUCCCGUCGCCUAUGUACACGCGGUAG